Leptopilina heterotoma is the source of this 1200-nucleotide messenger RNA. RefSeq names its product FGFR1 oncogene partner 2 homolog (gene Fgop2). Lineage: Eukaryota; Metazoa; Arthropoda; Insecta; Hymenoptera; Figitidae. Bases 116 to 721 code for a protein of 201 amino acids. The transcript has 4 exons. The record is from RefSeq and is a predicted model, not a curated record.
AAAAAACUCAUUAUUUUCAGACCUAAGACAUCCACAGUUUUUGACAUAUAUAUUUUUAUUGCUUAUUGUUUUUGCUUAUUUCGUGUCCUGUCAAUUAAACAACAAUAAGUGAAAGAUGUCUUUGACAUUUCAACAAAUUAUAUUAGAUGCAAAAAAAUUAGUAGGUCGAAUAUCCGAUCAAGAGAGUAAAGCUGAUAAUUUAAUUUGUGAAAUUCAAUCAGUUUGCACACAAAUUGAUGGAAUGAAGCAGUACCAAGAGGAAGUGGAAGUUUUAAAUGCCGAGGCAAAACAAACUUCUCAUUUGCAAGUUAUCGCUGGAAUUCAGCAAGAAAAUAGACAUCUUAGAGAAAUUCAAGCUGAAAAUCGAGAACUAAAAAGUGCUCUUGAAGAUCACAAAAGUGCUCUCGAAUUAAUAAUGUCCAAAUAUCGUAAACAGACAGCAUCUCUUUUAAAACAAUGGAAACCAGACUAUACAUCACUCUACAAUUCUAAAUACGCAAAUAUAAUUACCAGUCAAGCAGAAAAAAUAAAUGAAAUGGCGGCUGUAAUGAAAACAGCAGCCGCAUUGGACGAGGAGAAUGAAAUGAAAGAAAAGGAAUUAAUUGCACGAUUAAAAGAAGAAAAUAUUGUUCUCCGACAAAUAGUUGACGUUGCAAAUAAAUAUGGGUCUUUAAAAAACGACCCACCCACGGAGAAUAAAACAGUUCAAACAGACGAAUAAUCACAUUUAUUCGUCUCUAUUGUAAAAUUCACCAUUUUUUUAUUUCAAUUUUUUUUACACUAAAUGAAUGAAUGAAUGAAUAUUUAUUAUGUUAUGUAAAUUGUGUGAACGGAAUCAAAUUCCAAAAAAACUUUUCACUCAAAUAACGAAUAAUUAACAUUUUCUUCUCUCACUUUGUGAUAUAAAACAGUAAAUCACUGUAUUUACAUUUUACUUUAUUAUUUUAUUUAUGUAAAAAGCUCGUUAAUGUAAAACACGUUUUGUAGUUGAAGAAAAACCGGAAAUAUUUUUGUGGCUAAAAUUUUCACUUCUACACGUAUUAAAAUAUACAUAUAUAUAUAUAUAAAGAAAUAUAUUUUUGUAAUUCAGAAGAUUUAAUGGUAUUUCUUCGCUAAAAAAUCGUGAAAAAACAAUGAAAUUAUUGAUUUUAAAUUUCUAAUUUCAUUACAUGUAAAAUAAUUGCGAUUAUCUUAAUAAUU